Peronospora matthiolae is the source of this 1332-nucleotide messenger RNA. NCBI's taxonomy places the organism in Eukaryota, Oomycota, Peronosporomycetes, Peronosporales, Peronosporaceae. The record is from the annotation of a GenBank genome assembly.
AUGAAGAUCUUCCUGCGAAUUUCUGUGGCCUCGAUCCUGCUCGCGCUUUACGGCCGUACGGAUGCGUUGAACGUCAAGAUGCCUGGAAUCAACUUCACUGCACGCAUAGGUCCAGAUUGGGCACCUGACAGCGUUAAGUGCAAGUCGGCUGACCAAAUCCAAAAGGACAUGUACGCCCUGAAGACUGUCACGGACAAGGUCCGUAUCUACUCGCUGGUAGACUGCAACCAGGCUGAAUUAGUGCUGCGAGCUGCUAAGGUCGCUGGUCUGCAAGUGCACCUUGGCAUUUGGACGACCGCGAACCACAACAAUUUGCUUCGAGAGAAGACGAAGCUGGGCGACCUCAUCGACAUGGGUCUGUACGACGACCGCGUCAUUGGGCUGCACGUCGGCAGUGAGGCCAUGUACCGCGAAGAGAUCAAGGUUGACGUCGCCAUCAGCUACAUGAACGAGAUUCGUGAUUUCCUCCGUAGUCGCGGAAAGAACACACUUGUCACGAUCACGGAUGUCAUUGACAUUUACAACGAAAACCCUCAGCUUGUUGACGCAGUGGAUUACGUUUCGGUGAACCAGUUCGCCUUCUGGGAGCAAGCGGACGUAAACGAGGGUGCUGCUAUAUCUCUGGACCGCCUCAGAAACCUGCGCAUCCUAGCUGCCAAAAAGAACAAGAAGGUUAUCGUGUCUGAGGUAGGCUGGAGCUCGGGGGGCUACGACCGUGCUGCUGGUAUCACGUCCCCUGAGAACCAGGCCAAGUUCUUCUCGGACUAUUUCCAGAUGGCUCGCUCGCGCAACCUUGAGUACUACUGGUACGUUGCGUUCGACUCCAAGUGGCGUGUGACGGACGGUGACAAGGAGGUCGAGGCCGACUUUGGCGUGUUCAACGAGGACGACACGAUGAAGAGCAACUUUCAGCAGUUGAACAUUGGAUGGAGAGAACCUCGUGCUAUUCGCAAUGCUGGUACGCAGCUACUGCUUUCGGAGAAUGGAGGGAACGUGUACAUGUCGGGUAAAUCGAGCGAUUGGCUGGUGCAGGAGCAGCAAGUGUGGUUCUUCGACUCUGCUACGCAGCAGGUGCGCUCGAAGAGCAGCGAUCGCUGUUUGGACGCAUACCAGGGGUGGGACGCUGGCAUCGUGCAUGUGUUCCGCUGCAUGGACCAAGAGGUCAACCAGAAGUGGGUGUUUGACAGUGCCACUGGCCAGCUGAAGCACGUGAAGCACCAGGGCUUCUGCCUUGACACGGACCCCGCGCAAGGCAACAAGGUGCAGCUGUAUGGUUGCUCGGCCAACAACGCCAACCAGAAGUGGAGCGCUAUUGACCCCGCUACCAUCUAA